Drosophila virilis is the source of this 1240-nucleotide messenger RNA. RefSeq names its product carbonic anhydrase beta (gene CAHbeta). Lineage: Eukaryota; Metazoa; Arthropoda; Insecta; Diptera; Drosophilidae. The record is from RefSeq and is a predicted model, not a curated record. Gene Ontology annotation, molecular function: zinc ion binding; carbonate dehydratase activity.
CAACAAUUCAAUUUCAAAUGCUCCGCCGACAGUUUUGGUUGGUUGGACGCGGCGCGUGUACGCAAUUCCAUUCGGACUACAUAAUUUGAGCACAGACAAAUCAAUUCCAAGUGGGAUCAAUAAAAGUGCCAAAAUUAAGAUUACUUAUCUCCCGGUUGUCGGAAUUAACAUAAGUCGCCAGUCAUGGAGCGAAUUUUGAGAGGAAUUAUGCGUUAUCGCAACACGACCCGAGAGCAAAUGGUCAAGGAAUUUCAAAAAGUUCGCGACAAUCCAGAGCCGAAGGCCGUCUUUUUCACCUGCAUGGACAGUCGCAUGAUUCCCACAAGAUAUACGGACACACACGUUGGCGACAUGUUUGUGGUGCGAAAUGCGGGAAAUCUGAUACCGCACGCCCAGCACUUUCAGGACGAGUACUUUAGCUGCGAGCCGGCGGCACUGGAGCUGGGCUGUGUGGUGAAUGACAUAAGGCAUAUAAUUGUGUGUGGGCACAGCGACUGCAAGGCGAUGAAUCUUCUGUAUCAGUUGCGUGAUCCCGACUUUGCCUCCAAGCUUAAUCGCCGACUGUCGCCGCUUCGCUCCUGGAUGUGCACACAUGCCAACACCAGUUUGGAAAAAUUUCAGGAGUGGCGCGAUGCGGGCAUGAAGGACCCGUUGAUAUUCUCCUCCGAGACGCCGCUGAGCCGCUUUGUGGCCUACAUUGAUGAAGAGAAUAAGUUUGCAAUUGAGGACAAACUGUCUCAGAUUAACACCCUGCAACAAAUGUCCAAUGUAGCAUCAUACGGGUUUCUCAAAACACGCCUCGAAACGCACAAUUUGCACGUGCAUGCACUGUGGUUUGACAUCUACACAGGUGACAUUUACUACUUUAGUCGCGGAGCCAAGCGCUUCAUUGCCGUGGACGAGUCCAGCGUAGACCAGUUGUCCGCAGAGGUAAGACGGUUCUACUCCUAGUGCUGUAGCCUGCGGCCAAUUCUCAGCCAGCGGUGCCUUGGAUUUAUGUGUCUGUGAUAUGUGCAACACAAUGUUGGGUCUUCUACAGUGUGCUUAUAAAUAGUUCUCCCCUACUGUUACUUGUUACUCGUAUCAGAAGUGGCAUUUACAUAUAUAUAAAUAUGUCCUAUUGUUAGCAUUUUGUAUUUAUAAAUGUUUGUUUUUACAUGUAAUGUGUGUUUUUUGUAUAUAAACUUAAGGCCUAGAGGUUUAAAUUGUAAAGCAUUCUUAUAAAUGUAGGAAAAAUCAA